Messenger RNA from Cyprinus carpio (common carp), 2248 nucleotides. Its product is annotated as ras-related protein Rab-37-like. Gene Ontology annotation, cellular component: endosome; Golgi apparatus. Lineage: Eukaryota; Metazoa; Chordata; Actinopteri; Cypriniformes; Cyprinidae. The record is from RefSeq and is a predicted model, not a curated record. Gene Ontology annotation, molecular function: GTP binding; GTPase activity.
CGCUCAGCAGACGCGACGCGACAAACCCACAGCGCUCCUAUUGUAAUCACCGAAGCAGCGCGCUCGCGGUACCGAGAGUUCGCUGAUUGUGUUGGUCGCGUCGCGUCGCGUCGCGUGCUGGGUGUCGUUGGUCGCUCUCCUCCUCUCAGUCAGUGUGAUCAGAUUUGAUCUGGCACCUGUGUGCGCGCGACCCACGGGAGCCUGUUGCUCGUGUGUGUUGUGGAGCGAUCAGCUGCUUUGACUAUGCGCGCGACUGCACGAUAACGAUCAUGUUUUGCGGCUUUGCGCGUUAAUGAUGAUAAAGAGGACGCUUUUCGGAUAGAUACAUUUUGUGCGUGUGUGUGUGUUUCUUGAUGUCCACUGAUCUGUCCUCAUCCUCCUCCAGCAUCUGAUGAAGUUUGGACGCGUUUUAGAUGCACUAUGUGAUGCAUUUAUGAUCUAGUCACCGGCGCGUCUUGAGAAGAACACAGAAAGCAAGGUCCUCGUUAUUUGUUUCCGCGAUGUCAAUGAGAAAAGCCACAUUGACGGAGAAUGGGGUUAAAAACGGAACAUCGAGGAAUGUGCUGGAGCGAUGCGCCUCGGUCAAUGAGUAUUUUGAUAUUGCUUUCAAGGUGAUGCUGCUGGGAGACUCGGCAGUGGGGAAGACCUGCAUCCUGGUGCGCUUUAAAGAUGGUGCCUUUCUGGGAGGCAACUUCAUUGCCACAGUGGGGAUAGACUUUAGGAAUAAGGUGGUGACUGUGGAUAACAUGAAAGUCAAACUCCAGAUGUGGGACACGGCCGGUCAGGAGAGGUUUCGCAGUGUUACUCACGCAUACUACAGAGAUGCUCAGGCUCUGCUGCUGCUGUAUGACAUCACGAGAAAGUCCUCCUUCGACAACAUCAGAGCCUGGCUGACUGAAAUCUAUGAGUAUGCACAGAAGGAUGUGGUCAUCAUGUUGCUUGGCAACAAGUCAGACAUGGCUGCUGAGAGGGUGAUCACACAUGAAGAAGGGGAGAAGCUGGCUAAGGAAUACGGAGUCCCUUUCAUGGAGACAAGUGCCAAGACCGGCGUCAAUGUGGAACUGGCUUUCCAUGCCAUAGCAAGAGAACUCAAGCACAGAAACAUCCAGCAGCCCCACGAGCCCAAGUUCAAGAUCCAUGAUUACAUCGAGUCAGAGAAGCAGAAGUCCAACUGCUGCGGCGGCAUCAUGUGACCAGCUCCAGAUAUUCAUACACCAAGACGUGUGUGAAUGAAACGUGCUUUGUUUUGAUGUGUCCGAUCCCCCAGACCCCUGUCCGCUUUAUAGUCAGGAAUAUACAGCCAAAUACUGCUGAGGUGCAUCAGAGUAAUACGUUUCUGCUUUACAAACUGUAUUAAUCCAGGUGUGUACAGUAUCCAGAUGUGUCUGAUUAUUCCAGGUACGUUUGCUAGUGUAACGUGGUUUCCGGGUUUCUUCUCUGAUGGUUAUAGCCUCUAUCUACACACAGCAUAAGAUAUAUUAGUAUUGUAUUACAUUAUAUGCCACGCAGAUGUGCUCGAAUCGGAGCGGUGAGCUUGUGUCUGUAGUGGGUUUAUAUAUAUAUAUACUGUAUAUAUAUAUAAAAUUCUUUACUGUACAUUUGAGUGUCUUGCAGAGUCAGAAUAUCAGAUUAUUAUGUUUACAAUCAGUAUAUAUUGACGACUUAAAAACAAUCAUAGCACAGCUUGACCAAGUCAGGCCUGAUUCUGACGUAAUAUAGGUUUCUUUUUGCUCCGCGUACAAGCAUGUCACACUUUCAUACCUGUCACACUCACUGUAUGACUUAGAGAUUGAUCUGAAAUGUGAAUCUGGGUUGUAUCCUACAAUAUUUUGACUUGUCUCAUCUGUAUGCUUUACAUUUUUCAUAGUGAUCACAAAGUGCCAUGAGAAAGUCCAAUGUAACCACAUUUGUGUUUUGUAAAAGGGUUUUUUGUGCUUCUGGUGUUUUCCAUCGUUUGAUUUAUUUAAUAUUUAAAGCCACAGGGGGGCGGUAUUACACAUUGAGAAUUGCUAAUCAAUAAUAACGAGCUUAAUGAUUGAAUUGCCUUACCUUUGAAAUUUCAAAUAUGUGUCCUGUACUUUUAAAUAAUAAAGUGAAUUACGUGAACAUCAGGUUAAUGGUCUCGGUUUGGGACAAGAGACGACGAACAAACUUUAGUUGAAUGAGUAAAUGCUUGUGUUGUAUUAUUUCUUGUAAGUUGUUUUGCAUAAAAUCACCUGCCAAAUUAAUAAAUGUAAAUGUUAUUUGA